Messenger RNA from Acanthocheilonema viteae, 2196 nucleotides. The record is from the annotation of a GenBank genome assembly. NCBI's taxonomy places the organism in Eukaryota, Metazoa, Nematoda, Chromadorea, Rhabditida, Onchocercidae.
AUGAACCGCAGGAUUGCAACUUUACAUUCAUCGGAUAAAAAAAAAGGAACCCGAAGUAAUAGUCCGUCUAGUGAUGAUGAGAAACAAGGGUUUUUUGUCGGUGGCAGCGGACAAAGUGGGAAUUUAGUGCUCGGAUCAGAUAGUUCACGUAGUGAAGACUUUGUUUCACAGUUCUUCAAGUCAGUCCGUGCACAUGGUGCCGAACCUCUGACAGACGAAGAGAAUCUCAGACUAGGAACUCAUGAUGCAAUAAAGCUUGCUCCAAGGAAGAAAGGCUAUAAUAUGCCAGAUGGUACAGAGCAGUCUGAUUUGCUUCAGUCGACGGAACCUCUUGAAAUACAAGAAGUGGCAGUUGCCAUGUGGGAAAAUGGAUUUACUGUAGAUGAUGGUCCACUUCGACUCUAUAGCGACACGCUAAAUCAUCCGUUUUUGCAGUCGGUUAGAGAAGGGCGCAUCCCAAUCGAGUUAAUACGGCAACACCCGGGUAAAAUUAUUGAUAUUCGAAUGGAACGUCGACGUGAAACAUAUGUAGUUAAACCUAAACCGUUUACUGGACAAGGGCAGAGGUUAGGUGAACUUGUUCCUGAAUUCGAUCAAACGGAAAAUAUGGAGCAAAAAACGAGUAGUUGUGCUAAUCUAGCGAAGAGUCCACGUGUAGAUUCUGAAUCUGUUAAGAAAGCGCAAGAAGCGAUAAAACUAGUUGAUGGAGAGCCCACUACUCAUAUCCAUAUUCGGCUACCAAGUGGCGAGCGGAUUAUGGGGCAAUUUAAUCGUAAUCAUACAGUUGGAGACAUUCGGAAUUUUCUCAUAAUCGCAGCGCCAGGUUAUGCUUUCCAGCCUUUCAGUUUUAUGACAAUCUUUCCGAGUAAAGUGAUUGAACACGAAAAUAUUUCUUUGAAAGAAGCAGGUUUAUUGAAUGCAGUUAUUAUUGUUAAACUUAUGAUAGUCUGCAGUGCUGUUAGUGGUUUGUGCUGCAUGUGCAGUUAUCGAAAGAGUGGUGCUGAGAAGUGUUCAAUUCUUUCUCUAGGCCAUGGAUUAUUCAAUCCGGAAAAGAGGUUUCCAAUGAGUUUGAAAGAAAUUCUUGGUUUGCGAAUAUGGACGAAAUUCUUCCAAAUAGUUAAAGGUUGCGGUGGAUGGAUUGGUUUUGUAAAGAAACGUUAUUUGAUGGAUGAAACAAGAAUUGGGAAAUUCAUGGGGGAAGACAAAUUCGGCAAUAAGUACUAUGAAGACAAUUCUUAUUUUAUACCCCGAAAUCGCUGGGUUGAAUAUCCAGAACAUGUUUGGCUUGAAUACGAUGCUUCUCAAAUUCCCGCUGAAUGGCAUAUGUGGUUACAUCAUAUUACCGAUGAAACUCCCGUCCAGAAUCCUCCAAAGCAGAGAAAGUGGAUGUUGGAUCAUGAAGAGACUUUAACUUUAUUGGAACUUACCCAUCAGUUCCGAUGGAAACGCGACUUUAUGUAUGUUUCCGAGGUGAAUUCCACCGAUGCCACAUGUUUUCAGGAUUGCAACAAUGAAUGGAAAAGUGUAUUUGAACGUGAGUUCAACUUAAGCACAACUGAUUUUUAUGACUUCCCAUUACAUCCUGCAGUGCUGGAUCGUACUGGGUUUGUUACCUUUUGCAAUAUAUCGGAACAACGCACUCAAUGCUACAUUAAUGAAUGUAAUGAUCAGGCCAGUUCUGAAGUACUGGAGAAAAAGACUUUCAUUUCAAUAGAAUGCAAGCCUGCAGUUCGAGUGUUUUCACCGUCAAAUUUUCUAUGCCAUUUUAAGAAGCAUCAUUUUCUGGAAGCGCGAAGCUGCCUGGAAAAGACGGAACCUUUAACAUUUCUGAAAUGCGAUCAGACAUGCCAUUUGGAAGCAUUAAAGAAUGUCGAAAACAGAGAACGAGCAUUUCCUGGCAAGGUGUUCACUAAAAAAGAAUUAAGCAAAUAUGAACGAGAACUUAGUCUACUCUGUUCUUUUCAGUUAUGUUAUUUGCAAUGCGAAGAAUUGAUAGUGAAAGGAAGCUGCGAAAGAAAAGAAGCUGAUUCAGCGCUUGCACUAAUCUCACAAUAUGUUACAUGGCAUGCAUCAGAUAUCUAUGAUUGGCACAUUCUUUCGGACUCUCUUGAUCAUUUUCCAUCAAGCUGUCAACGAUUGGUGUUAACAUUAUCCAAUUCUGACCCCGUUGUUCGCAUAAUCAGUGGCUUAUCUUAA